Molecule: messenger RNA, 564 nt
Organism: Arabis nemorensis
Lineage: Eukaryota; Viridiplantae; Streptophyta; Magnoliopsida; Brassicales; Brassicaceae
Source: the annotation of a GenBank genome assembly
AUGGUGAGAGUUGGUGAAGCAUUGAGUGUAUCAACCUCAACAGCAUCAUCGAUCUACGAAAGCGAAGAAGCAGAUGAGCUUCGAAAGAUGCCAUUGGAACCACCGAGGAUUAAGACCAAGAAACGUCUCUCGAAGCAACUCUCCAUGUUGGAGACACGAAGAGACAUCGCGUGGGAGCGUAAGCGUCGCCAUAUGCUCCAUCAAAUAAACGAAGGAGGAGAUGACUUAACGGACGAGGACUUGAGUGAGCUCAAAGGAUCUAUUGAGUUAGGGUUUGGUUUUAACGAGGAGCAAGGCCAACAACUUACAACUACAUUGCCUGCAUUGGAUCUUUACUUUGCGGUGAACCGUCAGAUAUCGCCGGUUUCUACUCCAGGCAGCAGUGGAUCUUCCUCUUCCCGACCUACUUCCCUUGGAGACCGAUCCUCCUCGUUUGGUAGUCCUAUAAGCGACUCAGAUAGUUUGAGAUUGAUGUCUCCAGGAGAUAAUCCUCAACAGGUAAAAAUGAGGCUGAGGCAUUGGGCACAAGCUGUGGCGUGUUCUGUCAUGCAAACUUACAAUUAA